This is a messenger RNA of Oncorhynchus mykiss (rainbow trout), 8246 nucleotides long. NCBI's taxonomy places the organism in Eukaryota, Metazoa, Chordata, Actinopteri, Salmoniformes, Salmonidae. The record is from RefSeq and is a predicted model, not a curated record.
UCUCUCUCUCUCUCUCUCUCUCUCUCUCUCUCUCUCUCUCUCUCUCAGAAGGAGUAAUGAAGAGGACCACCAUGUAGACAGAAUGCAGACAUUGACAGACUGCAGACGGAGAUAGAAGAAGCAGAAUGGGAACAUGCAUCUGGAGCGGCUCCCGAUUGACUCACAGUAACAGAAGCCCAGAAGGGAUCGUAAUUCUCCUGUGGACGUACGUCGCUCCUCUCGCCGCUCUCUCGCUGCUGGUCUCACUGGUCUAGCUGGCUUCCCUUAGUGUUCUCUGGAUGGUCGUACGGUCUUCUCUCCACACUGUCGCUGACUGAGGGAUCUCAGCCUGUCUCUGUAUCUCAAAGUGACAACAGGAUUUAGCUCUCCCUCUGUCUGUCGGUGGGCGCUGCAGCAUCUGUCUCUCUCUCUUUCUCUCUCUCUCUAUCGUGUGGUUUUCACCAGUAUCACCGGUAUUGCCGGGCGCAUUCCAGUGGCAUUCAUCCCUCUUCCUCUCCUCAUUUCGAGAAUCCCUCUCUCUCUCUCUCUCAACCCACACAACCCCCUCGUAAAGCUUUGUCUGAGGUUUGUACUCCUUCUUCGUCGAGUUACUGAGCAAUACUAGUCAGUCAUCAUGGGGGACCUGACCAACAGUGAUUAUUACUCUAAGAACCAAAGAAACGAUGUCAGCAGUAACCACGAGGGGGGCUUUGGGGUCUCGGUCAUGGAGCUGCGUGAACUCAUGGAGCUGAGAGGCAGCGAGGCGGUGGUUAAGAUCCAGGAGGAGUACGGGGACAUGGACGGGCUCUGUCAACGGCUGAAAACAUCACCCACAGAAGGCUUAACAGGAGACGCAACCGACCUAGAUAAGAGGAAAGAAGUGUAUGGGGAAAACCUAAUACCUCCGAAGAAGCCAAAGACCUUCCUCCAGUUAGUAUGGGAAGCCCUGCAGGACGUGACUCUGAUCAUCUUGGAGGUGGCUGCCCUGAUCUCUCUGGGACUGUCCUUCUAUCAGCCUCCGGGAGGGGACAGCGGAGAAUCCUGUGGGACAGCGGCGGCGGGUGCAGAGGAUGAGGGUGAGGCCGAGGCCGGCUGGAUAGAGGGAGCAGCCAUCUUGCUGUCUGUAGUGUGUGUGGUUCUGGUGACGGCCUUCAACGACUGGAGCAAGGAGAAGCAGUUCAGAGGGCUGCAGAGCCGCAUCGAGCAGGAGCAGAAGUUCCAGGUGGUCAGAGGUGCUCAGGUCAUCCAGCUCCCGGUCGCUGACAUCGUGGUCGGGGACAUCGCACAAAUCAAGUAUGGUGACCUGCUUCCAACAGAUGGAGUGUUGAUACAGGGGAACGACCUGAAGAUAGACGAGAGUUCACUAACAGGAGAGUCUGAUCACGUCAAGAAAGCAGCCGACAGAGACCCGAUGCUGCUGUCUGGUACCCAUGUGAUGGAGGGUUCCGGCAGGAUGCUGGUAACAGCUGUAGGGGUCAACUCUCAGACCGGCAUCAUCUUUACUCUGCUGGGGGCCGGAGAGCCAGGGGAGGAGGAGAAGAAGGAGAAGAAAGACUGCCCCCAUCCCUCUGCCCACCCCAUCGCAACUAUAGCCACCGAUGGUGCUGCAGGUGGUUUUGCACCUGGCAAUGCCAGCCUAGUCAAUGGUAAAAUACAGGAUGACAAUAUGGAGAACAACCAGACUAAAGUGAAGAAACAGGACGGAGCGGCUGCUAUGGAGAUGCAGCCUCUGAAGAGCGCCGAGGGAGGAGAGAUGGAGGAGAAGGAGGAGAAGAAGAAAGCAAACGUCUCCAAGAAGGAAAAGUCUGUCCUCCAGGGGAAACUGACCAAGCUGGCUGUUCAGAUCGGCAAAGCAGGUCUGGUGAUGUCAGCCAUCACAGUGAUCAUCCUGGUGCUGUACUUUGCUGUGGACAACUUUGUCCUGCAGAAGAGGCCGUGGCUGACGGAGUGCACCCCCAUCUACGUCCAGUACUUUGUUAAGUUCUUCAUCAUCGGUGUCACCGUGCUGGUGGUGGCUGUACCCGAGGGGCUGCCCCUGGCCGUCACCAUCUCCCUGGCAUACUCUGUCAAGAAAAUGAUGAAAGAUAAUAACCUGGUUCGCCACCUGGAUGCAUGUGAGACGAUGGGUAACGCCACGGCCAUCUGCUCCGACAAGACCGGCACGUUGACCACCAACCGCAUGACUGCCGUGGCGUGCUACGUGGGGGAUGUCCACUACAAGGAGAUACCAGACCCUGGACUUCUGUCUGUUAAGUCUCUGGAUAUCCUUGUCAACGCCAUCUCCCUCAACAGCGCGUACACCACCAAGAUACUGCCUGCCACCAAGGAGGGUGGUCUGCCCAUGCAGGUGGGCAACAAGACAGAGUGUGGCCUGCUUGGCCUGGUGCUGGACCUGAAGAGAGACUACCAACCCGUCCGUAACCAGAUCCCAGAGGAGAAACUCUACAAGGUGUACACCUUCAACUCGGUCAGGAAGUCCAUGUCCACGGUCAUCAAACUACCAGACGGCUCCUUCAGGAUGUACAGCAAAGGAGCCUCCGAGAUCGUCCUCAAGAAGUGCACUAAGAUCCUGAACCAGGAAGGCGAGCCGCGGGUGUUCCGUCCCCGGGACAAGGACGAGAUGGUGAAGAAGGUGAUCGAGCCGAUGGCGUGUGACGGGCUGCGGACCAUCUGCGUGGCGUACCGUGACUUCCCUGGCGACCCAGAACCCCUCUGGGACAACGAGAACGAUAUCCUCAAUGAGCUGACGGCUGUCUGCGUGGUCGGCAUAGAGGACCCUGUCAGGCCAGAGGUGCCUUCUGCUAUUGUGCGGUGCCAGCGUGCGGGCAUCACGGUGCGCAUGGUGACAGGUGACAACAUCAACACAGCCAGGGCCAUCGCCAUCAAGUGUGGCAUCAUCCACCCUGGAGAAGACUUCCUGUGUAUCGACGGCAAGGAGUUCAACAGGAGGAUCCGCAACGAGAAGGGAGAGGUUGAGCAGGAGCGCAUGGACAAGGUGUGGCCUAAACUGCGAGUCCUGGCUAGAUCCUCCCCUACUGAUAAACACACAUUGGUUAAAGGCAUCAUAGACAGCUGCUUGACAGACCAGAGACAGGUGGUUGCGGUGACAGGAGACGGGACUAACGAUGGGCCAGCCCUGAAGAAGGCUGACGUGGGAUUUGCCAUGGGUAUAGCCGGUACAGACGUGGCCAAGGAGGCGUCUGACAUCAUAUUAACGGACGAUAACUUCAGUAGCAUAGUGAAGGCUGUGAUGUGGGGGAGGAACGUCUACGACAGCAUCUCCAAGUUCCUCCAGUUCCAGCUGACUGUCAACGUGGUGGCUGUCAUAGUGGCCUUCACUGGGGCCUGCAUCACACAGGAUUCUCCCCUGAAGGCGGUCCAGAUGCUGUGGGUGAACUUGAUAAUGGACACCUUUGCGUCCUUGGCGCUGGCGACGGAGCCCCCCACCGAGGCCCUGCUGAUGAGGAAGCCGUACGGCCGCAACAAACCGCUGAUCUCCAGCACCAUGACCAAGAACAUCCUGGGACACGGCAUCUAUCAGCUGGUCAUCAUCUUCUCCCUGCUGUUCGUCGGUGAGCAGAUCUUUGACAUAGACAGUGGUCGUCACGCUCCACUCCACUCCCCUCCGUCAGAACACUACACCAUCAUUUUCAACACCUUCGUCCUCAUGCAGCUUUUCAACGAGAUCAACGCCAGGAAGAUCCACGGAGAGAGGAACGUCUUCGACGGAAUCUUCAGGAACCCUAUCUUCUGUUCCAUCGUCUUUGGAACAUUCGCCAUCCAGAUUGUGAUCGUGCAGUUUGGAGGGAAGCCGUUCAGUUGUACUCCUCUGGAUUUGGAAAAGUGGGGAUGGUGCACCUUCCUGGGUCUAGGAGAGUUGGUCUGGGGACAGGUGAUCGCCACUAUCCCUAACAGCAAGCUGCGGUUUCUGCGAGGGGCGGGUCAGCUGACCAAGAAGAACGAAAUGCCUGGGGACGAGGACAUGAACGAGGACAACGAGGAGAUCGACCACGCGGAGAGAGAGCUGCGACGCGGACAGGUCCUCUGGUUCAGGGGGCUCAACCGCAUUCAGACUCAGAUUCGCGUCGUGAAUGCAUUCCGUAGCUCCCUCUACGAAGGCCUUGAGAAACCAGACUCUAGACCGUCCAUCCAUAACUUCAUGACCCACCCAGAGUUUAGGAUAGAAGACACCACGCCUCACAUCCCCCUGAUAGACGACACUGACCUGGAAGAGGACCCUGCGUUGAGGAUGAUCCCUCAGUCCCAGACAGGCAGCCAGCCCCAGUCCCCCAACAAGAACAACAACGCCGUUGACAGCGGCAUCAACCUCACCAUCGACACCACCAGUAAAUCAGCUGCAUCCUCCGGCCCAGCCAGCCCACUGCACAGUCUGGAGACCUCCCUCUAGUGGCCUGCAGCUGGCUGGUGGAGACCUCAUCUGCAACCUUGGAGACACCAGCCCACUGCAGCCCUUGGAGACCUCUAGCAACACCUUCUGAUAGCCUGGCUGGUGGAGACCUCCGUCUGCAAUCUGGAGACCUCCUUCACUGCCAUUUGGAGACCUUUCCCUACUGCAACAUAGAGACCCUUCUCUACUGCAAUAUAGAGACCUUUCUCUAUUGCAAUAUAGAGACCUUUCUCUAUUGCAAUAUAGAGAGCUUUCUCUACUGCAAUAUAGAGACCUUUCUCUACUGCAAUAUAGAGACCUUUCUGUACUGCAAUAUAGAGACCUUUCUCUACUGCAAUAUAGAGACCUUUCUCUACAGCAAUAUAGAGAGCUUUCUCUACUGCAAUAUAGAGACCUUUCUCUACAGCAAUAUAGAGAGCUUUCUCUACUGCAAUAUAGAGACCUUUCUCUACAGCAAUAUAGAGAGCUUUCUCUACUGCAAUAUAGAGAGCUUUCUCUUGAGGCCUGGUGGAGAUAUCUACUGCAGCCUGGUGGCUCCCACACUGCAGGUUGGAGACUUCUGUCUUUCAGUCUCUUGGAUACCUCCUUUUGUCUGCAGUUUGGAGACCUUCCUCUAGCCUCAGUCUGUCUCCUGCAAUCUCUCCUCCUGUACCUGGAGAAAACAUCAUACCACACAUACAAUCAGAAAGCACAACAAAGCCAACACACAGGACAUGUGUGUGUACUGUAUGUGUGUGUGUGUGUGUGUGUGUGUGUGUGUGUGCGCGCGCUGCUGACUGACUGAACCAUGUUUCUAGCAGCAGUGAAGAGGAGGACCAGAAAGUGAGUGGAAAAAACAGCAUAAACUACAACCCACUCCUCUCUCCGUCCUCACAUUAACAAUGACUGUUUCUCCUAAUAGAUUCAAUUAAAAACAUUUAUUAUUGCUCCUGCAUGAAUGUACAUUAUCCAAUGUUUUUAUUUAAAUAGUUGUUUUUAAUUUGAUUGGGUGGGUGAGAAGGGGAUUGCUUCUUUAAGGCAGCUUUAUCCGAUCGUUGGUCUGCGAGUUCUUUAAGUGUAAAAAUGUAUUUGGUUUAUAAAAAUGAGACGUGUGUCAAGGCCGUAGGACUCAACAAGCACAGUAGAUUUACACCUGUUGGAAAAGAGGAACCCAUAAAUAAAUAACAUUUCUUAAACUUAUGAUAUAUAAAUAUAUAUAUAUAUAUAUAUAUACACACAGAGUUUAUCUUCAUUUGUUGGCAUGUUGCCUUGUUUCUGCUUCGAUGGCUCGAACUACUUUUAACUUAUUUAUGUGCUUUAAGAGAAUGUCAUUGGUUUACAACACCCGUAGAAACGUCCUGGUUGAUUCGUAGGGUUCCAAACCAUUCAGCAGAUGUAGUUGGAAAAAAAAAACUCAAGUUGUUUGAGUUCUCCUCAUUGGUGUUUAUAAUAUACCGUGUACUGGACUUGCCUGCUAUCAAAUACUGUAGAUAUUUUUUUAGAGGAUAACAAAAGAAAACCAAAAUAUUAUGGGAUGUAAUAAUUCAUGUUAGCUAAUAUUAUAUGAUUGUUGGGAUGAACUUUGAACCUUUGUUUCCAAACAGAGAUGUUAAUAAGACUAAAGGUUUUAUUUCUUUGAUUACAAUUUUUCUUAUUUUUCUUAUUUUUUGUUCAAAGCUUGAAAUGUAACUUAAAUGGAGACUUACUCUGAGCUGAGCGGCCGAACAGGCCUUCUAUAACGGACAUGUCUCCUAUAUAAAAACGUCUAGUUUUAAGGAUUUCAAAAUUUUAUUUUGUGUGACCAUCAAAGGCUGCGAUGGAUUUAUAUUAGAAAUUGCAAACUAUAUUUGUUUUAUCUGUAUAGAAAAAUCUAAAAGUUGUGUUGAAAAUCUUGUGAAAUAAUGUGUUGAUUGAUUGUUUUAUUAUUUUAUUGAUUUCUUGUUUUCCUUUUGAAAAAUAAUAAGAAAAAAAAAACCACACGGAGAUCCAAAGUUAUUGGCAUUUUGAACGACAAAAAAAAAAAAAUAAUAAUAAUAAUAAUGAUGCUUCAACUCGUUAUAAACAACAACAAAAACAUUUUUUAAAAAAGAAGAAAUUUCCUCACUAUCAGGAUAUGAAUGAAACCCCUUUUUGGUGUGCUUUUAGAUGUGUUUCUGUGGUGUUUUAACCAAGCUUGUCUUCCUGCCUUCACCGAGUCAACUCUAGCAUCUCAACACUAUUCACUUAGUUGUUAGAACUAUUUAUUGUGCUUUAAAAAAAAAAUUUAAAAAAGGAUGUGGGAGAUUACAAAAGAAGCCACACUUAACUUACUAUAUAUCAAAAGGCACAGAGGCGUUCAUAGCACACACUCUUGUGUUAUUGUAAUAUUCCUACAACCAAUUGGAGUCAUGGAAAAGCAUGAUGUAAUAUGCUCAAUAUGCAAGUUGAACCAAUCCCAAUCGUUCUAAAUGAAUCCCGUGGUAAUUAUGCGUUGACCUGAUUUCUCUUUUAUUAAACCAAUUCUGCCGUCGGAUUAGGAGAGGGUGCACAAGCUCUCAACGCUUAGCUCAGGCCUGUUGAACAAGCUAAGGACUUGUUGUUGUUGUUGUUGUUGUUGUUGAAACAGCUCUAUUUUCAUUCAGAAAUGGUCUUGACUUCUGCAGUUGCUUUUAAAACCGCUUGAUUUUUCUUUUUUGUAUUUUUUUUUCUCCUUCGGGUAAAACAUUAUUAUUAUUUUUUUUACAUCAAAAGAUUUUCAGCCAACAUUUUAUUUUUUAUUUUUUAACAUCACAUCUAUACAUUCAAGCUAUACGUUCAGCUUUAAGGGGAUGCAACAGUGUGUUCCAUGUACAUUACUUCUAAGAGGAAUGUCUUCUAAGAGGAAUGUCUUCUAAGAGGAAUGUCUUCUAAGAGGAAUGUCUUCUAAGAGGACAUACACACAACGGUCCAUCCGUCCAGGCUAGUGGGCUGUACUUUACUAAACUCUGCUUGUACUCUAAGCAAUUCCUCCAUAGCAGAAUUCAUUACUGAUCAGGGGCCCCCGUAUUCACAAAGCAACUCAGGUCUAGGAUCAGCCCCCCCCCCCCCCCUCAAACGGAUACUAGAUUACAUCUCCUAUUCUGAGACACUUUGUGAAUAUGGUCCCUGAGUCAUUCUAGUCUCAACCAGACCACCAGGCCCUGUAUUCAUAAUGUUUAUCACAGUAGGAGUUCUGAUCUAGGAUCAGUUUGACCUUUUUUAGAUAAUAGUGAAUAAGAUUAUUAUAGAAAAAUGGGGGGGGGGGGGGGUACCUGAUCCUAGACCAGCAAUCCUACUCUGAAUACGGGCUCAGACCUCAGUCUGUUCAUCAUGUCAACAUACACACGCUUCACUAAACUCAUCCAACUAAUGUUAUAAAUAAUAAUAAUGAUCCUAAUAAGGAGGACACUUCUUGCAAUAGGUCACCUGCCUCUGUGUACUUUACCUAGCAGCAUGCCAUUUUGUGGAGCAAAGAAAUCGUCAAAAUGCCAACGUGGAAUGUGGCAUUCUAGCCGAUUUGAUGGGUAUAAAUGAUACGUUUCUUUCCCGGCAUCCUACAUCUUGUUUUUAUGAAUUGUUUUAUCUAUACAAUAAUUGUAAAUAAAGAACUCAAUGUCUUUUGUUCAUUUAAUACUAUGCAAAAAGUCAUGCUUUCUGAUUGUAACACCCCCCCACCCCCCGUCCCAUGUUUGUGGUUUCAAAAGUCAGUAAAAAAAAAAAUGUGUUGUAAAUUAUUUUCUAGCUUGACGAACGUUAUACGAACUGUGACUCUUGUUGCUGCUUAACUGUCCAUUACCACAACUCCCAAGACAGGAGCAAGCGCAAGUGAAAAAUAAAUUAACAAUGAAAAAAAUCACUAAAUAAAUUUCUAGAGCAGCAUGAA